UCCCCUCAGACUUCUGCAAUAAUGAAACCAACCGUGCUCGAUACUUAAUGAGAAGAAGGUUACGCAUACAAUUAACUCUGACAUUGACUAUACUUUGCGACUAUUGGAAUAUAAAUUGGUCCUGCCAUUUGCCUUCGCACACGCAACAGUGUCAUAUUACAAUUAUUAUAUAUUUACUAUAUUAUUUACACAAAGAUAACAUACUCGAGUAAGUGCAAUAAUAGUUUGUAAAUAUGAAUGGUAGAACGCGGAACGUUCGACUUUCGAGUGGCUAUGUUAUGCCUCUUAUUGGAUUUGGAACAUAUAAGAUUCAAGGGAGAGAGACAAUAUGUGAUGUUGUUGAUGAAAGUUUGAAAGUAGGUUUUCGUUCUAUUGAUACAGCUGUAGUUUACCGUAAUGAAGAGGAUAUUGGUUAUGCUUUAACACUGCUGUUACCAAAAUAUAAUCUUGAAAGAAGCGAUAUUUUUAUAACAACUAAACUUUCGCCAAGAGAUCAUGGAAAUCCAGAAAGAAUAGAAGAAUCUGUGCAGAAGUCUCUUAAAGCACUUAAUACCACAUACAUUGAUCUGUAUUUGAUUCAUUGGCCAGCUGCUUCCCGUAUACCAGAGACUUCCACAGAUAACUCCAGCUUAAGAGCAAAGACUUGGAGAACAUUAGUAGAUUUGAAAAAGCAAGGAUUCAUAAGAUCUGUAGGUGUAUCUAACUAUACUGUAAGGCACUUGGAAGAGUUGUUACAUGACCGUAAGGGUAUAGCACCAGCUGUUAAUCAAGUUGAAUGCCAUCCUCAUUUUCGUCAAGAAGAACUAAUCGCAUAUUGCAAUGAAAAAGGCGUUCAUGUGCAAGCUUACUCUUCUUUAGGAACUAGUAGCAAUACUAGUCUUUUAACAGAUCCAACUGUUACGAAAAUAGCUUCUCAGCUUGAUGUAUCUCCAGCGCAGUUGUUGUUAAAAUGGGCCUUGGAACAGGGAAUUGGAAUUAUUCCCAAGGCUGUACAAAAAGAGCAUAUAAGAAACAAUAUGCAGUUAGAUUUUAUGAUUGAUGAAGAAAAUAUGAAUGCUUUAUCUUCUCUGCCUCAGUGUAAAUAUACUUGGGAUCCUUCUAAUGUUUAUUAAAUAAACAAAGCAAUAAAUAAUUUAAACUAA
Messenger RNA from Osmia bicornis bicornis, 1142 nucleotides. RefSeq names its product glyoxal reductase-like. Bases 234 to 1112 code for a protein of 292 amino acids. The record is from RefSeq and is a predicted model, not a curated record. NCBI's taxonomy places the organism in Eukaryota, Metazoa, Arthropoda, Insecta, Hymenoptera, Megachilidae. The transcript has 5 exons. Gene Ontology annotation, molecular function: oxidoreductase activity.